AUGUCUGCUUUAUUAAAAGAAACAUUUGCUAGAUGCAAAAAAGAAGGACGCAAGGCCUUGGUAAACUUUAUCACCGCUGGUUUCCCAACUAUUGAAGAUACCGUGCCAAUCUUGAAAAACAUGCAAGAAGCCGGUGUAGAUAUCAUUGAAUUGGGUGUUCCUUUCUCAGAUCCAAUUGCUGAUGGUCCAACUAUUCAACAAGCUAAUAAUGUUGCCUUGGAAAACGGAAUCACUGUUCCAAAAGUUUUACAAUUGUUAUCUCAAGCAAGAGAACAAGGUGUCACUGUCCCAAUUAUCUUGAUGGGUUACUAUAAUCCAAUUUUGAAAUAUGGUGAACAAAAAUUCUUAAAAGAUGCCGCUGAUGCCGGCGCUAGCGGUUUCAUUGUUGUUGAUUUACCACCAGAAGAAGCCAUUAAAUUCAGAACUGAAUGUGCUCAACAUGGUUUAUCUUAUGUUCCAUUGGUUGCUCCAGCAACUUCUGAUGAAAGAUUGAAAACUUUGGGUCAAAUUGCCGAUUCUUUUAUUUAUGUUGUUUCUAAAAUGGGUACUACUGGUGCUUCUACUAAAGUUUCUUCAGGUAUAGAAGAAUUAUGUGCCCGUGUCAGAAAAUUUGCUGGUGAAGAUACCCCUUUGGCAGUUGGUUUUGGUGUUUCAACAAGAGAACAUUUUGAAACAGUGGGUCAAGUUGCUGAUGGUGUUGUCAUUGGUUCCAAGAUUGUGACCUUAAUUGGUGAAUCCAAACCAGGUGCUAGAGGCCAAACCGCUUAUGAUUAUGUUAGAUCCAUUUUGGGUGAAGAUUUCAAACCAAGUUACCCAGCUUCUUUUGAAAGAAGUAAUGCUGAUGCUUCAAAAGAAACCAAAGCUGUUUUGGAAGAAACCCACAAAUACAAUCCAAAAUUCGGUGAUUUUGGUGGUCAAUAUGUCCCAGAAGCUUUGCACACUUGUUUACUUGAAUUAGAAAAAGGAUUUGAAGAUGCCGUUGCUGAUCCUCAAUUCUGGAAAGAUUUUAGAGAUUUGUAUUCUUACAUUGGUAGACCAUCUUCCUUGCAUAAAGCAGACAGAUUGACUGAACAUGCUGGAGGUGCUCAAAUCUGGUUAAAGAGAGAAGAUUUGAACCAUACUGGUUCUCAUAAAAUCAACAAUGCUUUGGCUCAAGUUUUAAUUGCCAAGAGAUUGGGUAAGAAAAAGAUUAUUGCUGAAACUGGUGCUGGUCAACAUGGUGUUGCCACUGCUACUGCUUGUGCCAAAUUUGGUUUGGAAUGUACUGUUUUCAUGGGUGCUGAAGAUACCAGACGUCAAGCUUUGAAUGUUUUCAGAAUGAAAAUUUUAGGUGCCAAUGUUGUUGCCGUUAAAAAUGGUACUCAAACUUUAAGAGAUGCCACUUCUGAAGCAUUUAGAUUCUGGGUUUCUAAUUUAGAAACAACUCAUUAUGUUGUUGGUUCCGCUAUUGGACCUCAUCCUUACCCAACUUUAGUUAGAACUUUCCAAAGUGUUAUUGGUCAAGAAACCAAAGAACAAUUUAAAGAAUUAAACAAUGGUAAGUUGCCAAACGCUGUUGUUGCCUGUGUUGGUGGUGGUUCCAAUUCUACUGGUAUGUUUUCUCCAUUUGAACAUGAUACUGAAGUUAAAAUGUUGGGUGUUGAAGCAGGUGGUGAUGGUUUAGAUACCGAUCGUCAUUCUGCUACUUUAACAGCAGGUAUUCCAGGGGUUUUCCAUGGUGUUAAAACUUAUGUUUUACAAGAUGAUGAUGGUCAAGUUCAUGAUACUCAUUCUGUUUCUGCUGGUUUAGAUUAUCCAGGUGUUGGUCCAGAAUUGGCUUAUUGGAAAAGUACUGGUAGAGCUGAUUUUAUUGCUGCUACUGAUGCUCAAGCUUUAGAAGGUUUUAGAUUAUUAUCUCAAUUAGAAGGUAUUAUUCCUGCUUUAGAAAGUUCUCAUGCUAUUUAUGGUGGUGUUCAAUUGGCUAAAUCUUUACCAAAAGAUCAACAUAUUGUUAUCAAUGUUUCCGGUAGAGGUGACAAAGAUGUUCAAUCAGUUGCUGAAGUAUUACCAAGAUUGGGUGAACAAAUUGGUUGGGAUUUGAGAUUCGAAGAAGAUCCAUCUAAAUAA
This is a messenger RNA of Candida tropicalis MYA-3404, 2106 nucleotides long. It is a transcript of the gene TRP5, whose product is annotated as tryptophan synthase. NCBI's taxonomy places the organism in Eukaryota, Fungi, Ascomycota, Pichiomycetes, Serinales, Debaryomycetaceae. The record is from RefSeq and is a predicted model, not a curated record. Gene Ontology annotation, biological process: L-tryptophan biosynthetic process. Gene Ontology annotation, cellular component: cytoplasm. The transcript has a single exon. The coding region runs from base 1 to 2106 and encodes 701 amino acids. Gene Ontology annotation, molecular function: tryptophan synthase activity.